AUGACUGGCGCAAAAGAGACUUUUCAAAUCUUUAUUGCUCUCCCAUCAGGUGACAUAUGCACAGUCAAGAGAUUAUCCCGCGAAAUGUUCGUGUAUCAACUGAAAUCAAGAGUCGAGCUAAAAGCUGGCAUUCCAGCAAACAUUUUUUCUUUGUUUUUUAUGAAUAUACAACUACGCGAUCAGGAUACUUUGAAAACAUACCACCUUAAACGUGGUUGUAUUGUCAGAGUCAAACUUGAACAGAACUACCAUGGCCUGUUUGAAGCGUGUUGGCGUGGAGAUAUUUACGAUGUUUUUGAGAAUGGUGUUCAAUUUCUGGACGAAGACAAAUUUCAAGGCUACAACAUAUCUCUUUGGAACAAAUUGGUUAUCCAACGCGCGACGCUCGCUUUGUUUAUCGCCUGCCACCGUGGUUACCUCGGUCUUACAUUAGAACUUAUCAACCGCGGAGCCACAGAUAUUAACGGUAAAACCAUUUUUGGACGAAGCGCGUUACACGUUGCGGCUUACCAAGGCUUUGUAGGCUGCGUAUCUCUACUGCUGAGCGAAGGCGCCAUUUGUAAUCAAACAGACGUUGAGGGCAAAACGCCUCUGGCCUUAGCGAGCGAGAAUGGUCAUAUUUAUUGCGAAAGAAGACUUUGGCUCUAUCAGUGGAACCUACAAACAUUUCGCCCGCAGUCCAAGAGAAGCUUGAGUGGAGAAUCAAAUGAAACAGUCGAGAAUACAGGAAGGUAAGUGUUACCUAAGAAAGUUGCUGUAAGUUAAACGCUAAGCGGGAAUAGAUAUCGUGUUGGAUAUUUUAACUUUCGAUCCACAUUGAUCACGAACGCUGUAAAACAACAACCACGUAAAUAUCUAUAUGUAAUUCAUUGUUCUUCUAGUCUAGAAACCAUUGUACCCCUAAUCCCUUUAAUGAAAAAGGGUAAAUAAUGGCGAGGUAGUGAAACCAUAAAACUGCUUUUGUAACAAGCCAAUAUACUUUAUUACAAAGGGAUUAGAUAUUUCUAGAUAAUUUAUACGUAAAUGAAAACCCUCUCCUCUUUUAUCUCCAAGAUUAAGGAAUUAGUAAAGCGUAAAAGUAAAAUGAAAUAGAACCUGUGUUUUUUCCAAAUACUGAGCAAUUAGCUCUAACUGAUUGGUGGAUUAGCUUCAGAAGGUCAAGUUUAAUUUAUAAACGAAACGGUUUGCAUGAUAUUGGUUGUGAUCAAACGUCUCGGCGUUACAAGAAUACGACGUCAGUAACAUAUAUGAAUGUGGUAAUACCGAUGAAAUGACGUCAAUGUUGAGUAACAUUUGACGUCAUCAUUUUAAGUACGAUGGUUCUACAUAUAUAAUUACCCACACACAAUUCAGCCUGACGGCAUGGCUGGUAGAUAAAAUGGGCGAUAAUACCGUGAGAAACUGUGAGCCUUUUUAUUCGCAGGAUACGUUCAUUUCUUGUGCGAAAGAUUUCAGUUACGGCUCACGGAAUGUUUCGUGUCGUGUUUUAGCUGCCCUUCCCACAGAAUAAAACCUAUAAAUAAAGUCUUUGCUUGAGUAGAUGCUGUCCUUUAAACAAUUUCUGUUUGAUUUAAAAUGUUCCAAAUCAAAUUGAUCCUUAUUUUCUUCGAAAUGAUUGGAAAUUACGAGUGGAUCCGUAAUCCCACAGGUCCGUAGGUCCGUGGGCCCCGUAGGCUCGUAGGCCCGUGAGUUCGUAGGCCCGAAAGCCUGUAAGCUCGUAGGCCCGUAGAUCCGUAUAUCAUUAGGUCCGUAUGCUCGUAUGCCCGUAGGCCCGUAGGCCCGUAGGCCCGUAGGCCCGUAGGCCCGUGGGCCUGUAAUCCCGUAGGCCCGUAGGCCCGUGAGCCCGUUUUCAAGUAGGCCUGUAAGCUCAUAGGCCCAUACCCCAUUUGCCCGUCCUUUGCAAAGGAAACAAUGGCCCUUGCACGUCCCUUUAAGUUAGUCGUUUCCCUUAAUUUUUUUUUAGAAUAUUAAUCCUAUCUCGUUCAGUUUGGAUUUUGUUAUUCGGCAUAUCCUUAUCAAUCUGCAAACUAUUAUCUGGGCGUUUCCUUUCCAACAAUUCGAGUAUAAAAUGAGGUUCGCUAUUGACUGUAUGAUGGGAAAAUCGAACCCGCUUCGAAUUGUGUGAUGGAAAAAAUCGUAGGAUCUAUUAGAGUCGUCAUUUUGAUGUCCUUUGUUUUAAUAGAAAUUGGAAAUCCUCACCACGCUCCACCAGGUCACCACCCAAUGGAAAAACACGUGAUCAGCUUGAUGAAAACAACAACAAGGAACAACAAGAUAUGGUAGGAGCCAAUCAGUUUCUUUUAUUUCAAUACGGAAAUGGGAAUAUGAGAAAAAAUUUUACACUUUAGAAAUGGGCCUUUAUGGUGAUGAUGAUAUAUUUUUAAUGGCAGACUUCAAAACUUUUCUGAGAGAAUGUAACCAAAGAAAUAGUGAAAUGAAAAAUCUCAGGAGAAAAAGCAAGGAUGUAAUCUGUGGAUAUUCUCUCAAUUAAUUAAAAGCCUCCUGACCAGUGUAGACGCAUGAUCGAAAAAUCUCCUUGCCGCUUCUUAACACUUUCUUUUUUCCACUAGUCACCCACUCUCACCCUUCCGAGCGUGACUGUUAACGAAGAAAAGCCGAACAUCCGUCGGAUGCAGAGUCACGAGCCGCGCCGAACAAAUCAGCCUUCUUUUCCCUUAAUGCAAAUCGCCGAGAAAUACCGAAAAGAGCUUCGGGACUUAAGCAAAGGAGGUGGUCUUUUGCCUGUGCAUUUGCAAAAAGAAUCCGAAGAAGAAGUGAAAAAAGAAGCACCGGAACCAGAGACACCAGAGUUAGAGAACAUCUCGAAAGAUGAAAUGGACCUUGUGAAAGAGGCGAACAACAAAGAUGACUUGGAAACAGCGGUAGACCGAGACUUAAGGAUUACAGAAACCAGUGCUGGUAGUGUUUUUUGUUUGUUUGCUUCUUUGUUUGUGUUGUUGUUUUUUAUUUUUUAUCGCAAGAACAUCUCUUGAAUAUGGUAAGCCACACUGUUUAAGUUUAGAGUCUUUAGUAGAUCUUUUAAUAAUUGUUGGUGACGAUGUAACGAUUACACGAUGAUGAUUCUGACAUGACCAGAAUUGUGAGAAUUUUCACCUACAGUUAAGAAUAUUUAUCGUAAGUUCUCUCGUGUAGGUUUUUUGGAAAGCUGAUCUAGCAACUUAUUUAAGUCUCGGUUUUCAACAAAAAGCCGCGGCCACAAAAAUAACUUGAGCUGAGUUACCUACGCUUCACAUCAACAUUGAACGAAUUGAACCAAACGAAAGGUUCGACUGAACUUAAUCAACGGAUCGAUACUAAAAAUCAAAACGAAAUUUAAUAAUAAAGCCAAAGACAAAGGGACGACAGUGGCUAAUCACAUUAACACACGCUAUUGACAAACAAUUUUUCCCCUGGCUGUAGCGUGUGUCACUGAUCAUACCCUUUGCGCGAUGGAAUUCUAACAUAGUUUGUUUUCAACUCUGUUGAUACAGCUUCAUCUACGGAAGAGAAGCAAGAUGAUUUUACAGAAAUUAACUGUGACGCUCCAGCGGAGGCUGAACCACGCGACUUCGAGAGGUAAUCAAAAAUACAUGCAAAGCCAAGUGAUUACUCUUGGUAAUAGCGUUCUAGGCGAUACAAACAGGAUUGCCUUACUAGUCUGUGUUAUCCAUACCAGGCGCGAGAGCACCCUCGUACAGCUUUAUGGGACUUUUACCCAAGAUACUUCUUGGCAUUCUCGAGAAAAGUUUUUUUUCAAGACUUCGCACGGCCGAACAUACAGUUAUGGGUCUGGUUAAGAGAUUCACUUGCAAGAAGUUAUUUUUGAGGAGAGUGAAAUAAGGACGUGAGGCUAAAGGGCGAGAGUGUGAUGCUUAAUGGAUGGAAACUAAAAAACCUCUAUUCCUAAACAGAAAACUCACAAUUACAAUGCACUCACUCUGGUGAGAAAACGACAAAGUAUUAAGACAAAUACAAGAAAAGACACAUACAAGGCAAUCAGCUCAGCGUCCAAUAGAAUGAAAUAAAUAGCGUAAACUGAACUGUUGCACUGGAAAAUAAGCCAAAGCAUGCUAAGAAUUAUGAUGUGUACCUUAUCAUUUUAUCCUUCAUAUCCAUUGUUUUUUUUUAUCUUCUCAGACCCUCUUCUGGAAGAUCGAAUGGAAUCCGCAAGCUUGACAUUCUGAUGACCGAGUCGCGUGAAAAAAUGAAAAGCGAGUCGACCACCCGUGGACAGGAUGUGAGUAGUUCUGCAGAAUACCAAGAGACCGAACACGAAAAUAGCAUUCUUCAGGAAUAUUCAAUAAGGAAAUCUGCCCGAACUUUUGACGACUGGCUUCACAUGAAACGAUCUCAGGAGAAAAAGAGGCCUGGCACUGCACCUGCGCAGAAAAGUAGGCUUGGAAAGAGUAUCGACCCUGAAUCGUUUAAGAGGUGGUUGAACAGCAAACGUUCGCAGCGCUACCACACAAAUUCCGAAUCCUCAGCAUCAAACAAAAACACAUUUAUCAGUUCUAGUGGUCUGACGUUUGAUCGCUGGCUUGAAACAAAGUUAGGAAGAAGACCCAUGAGUGCUAUAACCUGCGAAACGGAUUCACGUGAUAAAAACGCGCCAGGAGCAGGAAACAAAGUGCGCAAACAAAUCACUUCUGGAAAAUCGUACGAACUCUGGUUGGCAGAGAAAAAAGCCACCGCCAAUAACAGUAAAGAUGCGGAAAAUAACAGUGACGGAAUCAAGAAUACUCCAAAAGGGAGUGGAAAAUCCUUUGAGGUAUGGCUUCAGGACAAACAAAAGCAAAAACAAAUUGAGUUAGUCCAGAAAGUUACCACAGAAAAAGAACGGAAAAGACUGGAGGAGAUAGAUCAGUUGGCGAAAUGGCUAAACCCACAUUACAAGACUUAUGAGGAUUGGCUUGCAAUCAAGAACCACCAAGCUGUCCUAGAGAGACAGCGGGCUCAACACGAACCACAAAGAGAACAUGAGGAUGUCUCUUCAGAAGAAAAACAGAAAGAUGCCAAAAUUGUUUACAACAUCUGGCAAACGAUGAAAGCUCUUAAAGAACUUAAUGAAGAAGAAAGAAAAUACAGCGAUAUGAAAGCAAAGUGGGCUGCAAAGGAAAAGGAGAAAAAACAUUUAAGUAGGGCUCAAUAUCUAAAACAAGGGAACAAGAUGCAGCUUGAAACCGGCCUCGGCAAAAAUUUAGCUAUGAACAGGUAG
This is a messenger RNA of Pocillopora meandrina, 5215 nucleotides long. Lineage: Eukaryota; Metazoa; Cnidaria; Anthozoa; Scleractinia; Pocilloporidae. The record is from the annotation of a GenBank genome assembly.